Molecule: messenger RNA, 282 nt
Organism: Lichtheimia ornata
Lineage: Eukaryota; Fungi; Mucoromycota; Mucoromycetes; Mucorales; Lichtheimiaceae
Exons: 2
Coding region: 1-282 (93 amino acids)
Source: RefSeq, a predicted model, not a curated record
AUGAAGACUGAAAGAAAGGAUAUUUCGGCACUUGCAGCCAACCUUCGAUCGGCUGAUGAUCGAGAACGAUAUACUCGAGUCAUUUCAAUAUCCCAAAACCUUCAACGACGGAUCCAAGAUUUGUCUGCAAGUCGCUAUCGAUACCGACAACCGAUUUUCAUGGAGGAACGUCGUCGACAUCAUAAUGGCAAUACAAGAACAGCCAUGCAACGCAAUUUGCGAUCCUUUGAAUCACCAUCCCUCAACACGGUAACCAUAAGAUGUAGAAUGACAAAGACUUGA